CGUGACUGUUACUCUACCAACAUGGCGGACAGCGAGUCUCCUGCGAUGGUCGUCUCUCGCGAGUACGCGGCUUCUUUAAAGGAGUUACAGUUCAACUCAAAGCCUCAAAUUAACGCGUUAACAAUUGUAGCCGAUGAAAACCGCAAACACGCUGUCCAAAUCGUGAGGAGUGUGGAAACACGACUGAGUCAAGUGUCUGGUCAACGAAAGAUGCCCUUGCUCUAUCUAUUGGACUCUAUCGUAAAGAACCUGGGAGGGGAUUAUAUUGAUUUGGUUGCCCAAAAUCUGGUUUCCACUUUCUGCAGCGCGUUUGAGCAGGCUGACGAGCAGAUGCGUCGAGAUUUAUUCAAAUUGCGUCAGACGUGGUCUUCGUAUUUUCCUACGAAGAAGCUUCAUGCUAUUGACCAGCGUGUGAAUGUGAUGGAUCCCAAUUGGCCUGUUACUGCUGGUGGUCCCAUACAUGUCAACCCCAAAUUUAUCUCCCAGGAAGGGAACCCUUUGCCUGAUUCAAAGUCAAAGCAAGCAUCGAAGCCUGUACCUGUACCAACCGUUCGUCGCCCCGAAGAUAUGAGGCCUUCCAGAGAGACACCGAUAGAAGUAAAGAGAAGGCCGGUAGGACCUAAAGAGCAGGCUCUAGAGCGUAGAGAUCAAAUGCAAAGAGUGGUCGAGCCCGAAGAUCGCACGCUGGAGCGUCGGGUGGCGGUAUCGGUUGCCCGUCCGUCACCCGUAGGUCACACCGGGGGCGACUGCAUCACAAUGGAACGAAAUCGUGUGCUUCUUCCCGAUCCCCGCGGGAGCCCUUCGUCCGACGAUCCACGUUUCAAAGUGUCCGAUGCGAAGAGACCGCGACUAGACGACGAUGCGCGCGAUAGAAGUCGUUAUCACGUCGCAGAGCGUGAGACGCGAGAGGAUGAGAAAUAUGUGGCACGACGGGACGAGUUCCCGUCGCAACGCGAGGCGAUGAACAGCUUUCACAGCUUGAUCGAAGUUCCACCGGAGAAACUGCUAGAUAACGAAAAUUACAUUCUGAAGCAGGCAGAAGCAUUGCUGCAGUCUCGUUACAUUGAACAUGAAGAACGACAGGCGCUCUUUAGACUUAUCAAAGAACUACACCGGCAACAAACUUUACAAGAAGAAAGGACAUACAGUGCAGGCGUUGAGAGAAGACUCGCUGCUCCAAUACCAGCACCAACGAGACCUCCUCCUCCUCCUGAACAACGAUUCGCUCCCGCUCCUCUUCCAUCAGCUCCGCUUCCUGCUCCUCCUCCUUCAGGGCCUCCUCCUCGUCUUCUUCUGAAGGAAGAAGAAGACGAGCUUUUGAGGAAGAAGCAAGAGGACGACAGACGUCGUAGAGAGGAAGAGAACGAGAGGCGGAUGCAAGAACGACAGAUGUGGAACGCAAGUAGUGGCGCUGCAGGUCAGACUAAAGUCAAUGGCAUUCUACGAGCAUCAGAACCUGCCGAUGCCGCUGUGAGGCCUCACUUGGCAAAUAACGUUAGCGAACUUUUUCAAAGACUACUACAGACUGGUAUUCUCUCUGAAGCGCAGCGUAAGUCGGAAAACAACGACUACAAGUCGAUUAGUUCGAUGCAGAGACCUCCCCUACCCGACAUCAAACUCGUACCCAGUGAUCUACGAGAGCUCCAGAACGUGGUCGUAGUUGGCCUGUACAGCGGUCAGCAGUGUCCUACUUGCGGAGUGCGCUUUGUCGGGUCCAAGUCUAGUGAGUACAGCUCGCAUCUCGACUGGCACUUCAAGUUGAAACGAAGAGAAAAGGCGAACAAGAUACCGACGAGAAAAUGGAUGUUUCCUGCCGAGGAUUGGGUCAAGUUUAUUGAUUAUGACAAUCUUGAAGAUACGGCGCGCAGCACAGUAUUCGAUAUGGAGAAAGAAGAAGUUAUGACCAAAGAACAUAAAGUAGAAAGCUGUCCUGUCAAAUCCGAGGACGAAGAGGUUUGUCCGAUCUGUCACGAAGCCUUCGAGCAGUUUUGGGAAGAAGAUCACGAGGAGUGGCACUUUAAGGACGCCGUACGCAUAAGCGGAAUCGUGUACCACGUUAGUUGUUACGAAGAUGCUAAGGUACAGGAGGAGACUGAAGGGCACCUGACCAGCGUUCACUCUGAACAGACAGGCGCAGCUGAAUUGACGGAGAAGGGCAGCAGUGGUGACAGUGCGGUUGAUGCGAACGUGGAACAGCAGAGUGCGAGUACGUCUGUUGGUUUUGAAUCAGUCAAAAGCGAUGAAAAUCAUCCACUAGGAGCCAGUUGAUGCUUGGUUCUUGCCGUCUUGCAUGCAUACAUCAUAGUCGUGUACAGGCCUUUCAACCGUUCCCCAUUUUUUCGGACCCAACUGCCUUGAGUUGGUAAUACAAAUCAUUGGCGGACUCUGGUAUCGCGGUAUCUCCGUUAUUUGCGAAAGUUGUACACGUACCUUAAUUCUUAUAUUCUGAGUGGCGCACAAAUGCAAUAAAAACUACAUCAAAUUCCA
Molecule: messenger RNA, 2487 nt
Organism: Corticium candelabrum
Lineage: Eukaryota; Metazoa; Porifera; Homoscleromorpha; Homosclerophorida; Plakinidae
Product: pre-mRNA cleavage complex 2 protein Pcf11-like
Exons: 12
Coding region: 22-2268 (748 amino acids)
Biological process (GO): termination of RNA polymerase II transcription
Cellular component (GO): cytoplasm; mRNA cleavage factor complex
Molecular function (GO): RNA polymerase II complex binding; mRNA binding
Source: RefSeq, a predicted model, not a curated record